Molecule: messenger RNA, 777 nt
Organism: Trypanosoma cruzi
Lineage: Eukaryota; Euglenozoa; Kinetoplastea; Trypanosomatida; Trypanosomatidae
Exons: 1
Coding region: 1-777 (258 amino acids)
Source: RefSeq, a predicted model, not a curated record
AUGAUGGGAGAAGAAGGCAUUAUUGUUCCGUUUUGCGCAUCCGUUGAUGCCUACAUUAAGAAGGGUGCGGGAAUUGACUUGAUUAUGAAGUCCGUGGCAGGUCUUUCUCGCUUGGUGUCUCUCUACUCCCAGAACGAGGAGACAAGUCGGAAUUAUGCCAAGUUUGGCCAAGCCAUCAUUAAUUGCCGCAUGUUGGCCAACCACUUCCGUUAUGCUGAGUCGUUAAACUUCGCGAUAGUGAAAUUUAAAAAAAGGGAUGGUCGCCCACUUCUUUCUUGGUUGUGUCUCGUCGGCUCUUUCUUUUUCCGCUCACUGGAACAGGUCUUUGGCGACUUGAACUACUACCAGUCGGUCUUUAUGCAUCAUUGGAGUCGUACUUUCUUGAGUCUCGGCUAUUGGUUUUUUAAGUCCCUUUCACUGACCUGCGGGUUUUUUUACGAAUUGAUGUCUCUGAGAGCCACCAUUGCGUCACCGGACUGGCGAACCAAAAGUGCGCAGGGGCGUUCAAAGAUUUUGAGGGCGGGAUGCAUUUCGCUGCUCCGAUAUAUCUUUGAUAUGGUGGUUUACUAUCAGUGGGUCCCGUGGUACAAUCCGUACAAGACGGUACAGUACGCGUCUGCCGCUGCCGCCGGCAUCCUUGGCAUCUACGUGUCUUGGAAAGAAACACAGGCUGCACGCGUCGCUGGGGCAAAGAAGGCACCGGAAUUGCGCACUGCGAUGAAUGGGAAGGAAGGGAAUGAAAUCGCAGAAUUAAAAACCGUGGUCCCAGCAGAAUGA